Messenger RNA from Lactuca virosa, 1974 nucleotides. The record is from the annotation of a GenBank genome assembly. NCBI's taxonomy places the organism in Eukaryota, Viridiplantae, Streptophyta, Magnoliopsida, Asterales, Asteraceae.
CAAGGGUUUUAACAGAAGGAACAGAAACAGGGGUUCUUUUCAAAACCCUAGCAAUUCGAUUCCCAAAUUCUUAUCAUGGCUUUCUGGGGAAUCGAAGUGAAACCUGGAAAGCCGUAUACGCAUUCAUCCAAAGAGGGUAGAGGACGACUGCGAAUAUCUCAGGCGACAUUGGCUACUGGAUCUGCAACAAAAAAGAGUCUGGUCCAAUGCAAUGUAGGAGAUAAAAGUCCUGUUCUUUUAUGUGCACUCCUUCCUGAUAAGACUGAGUCAUUGCAAUUGGAUUUGGAAUUUGAUGAGGCUGAAGAUGUAAUCUUUUCUGUUAUUGGUCCACGAGGCGUAUAUCUCACUGGAUACUAUGUUGGCCACAGCCGACAAUCAAUUGUGCAAGAUGAUUCAGAAUCAUAUGGAGAGGACAUUGCAAAUUCUGAGACACAGGAAUCUGAUCAUUAUAGUGAUGAGGAUGAAUAUGAGGACAGUUUUAUCAAUGAUGAUGAACCUGAAGCUCUUACACCUUCUCCUAUCUCAAGUGACAGAGAUGAUGAUGAUGAUGAUGAUGAUGAUGGAGAGCAUAUGGAGAAGAAGAAAAGAGAUGUGAAUGGCGGGCGUAGAAGACUCAAAAAGAAGUGUCAGUUUUUUGAAUCUGAUGAUGAAAUGGUGUUCGUUGAGAUUGAUGAUAAAAACGCUUCUCCAGUUGCAUCCAUACGAAAUAUCAAUAAAUCAGAAGAUUCAGGAAAGAAAAUCAAGAAAGAAACAACAAGUGAGUUGGACAAAGAGACAAAAAACAAUGAUGAUGAGUAUGUGGAUUCUCAGGUUCUUGAUUCAAAGGAUGAUGUUAAUGUACACUUAGUAAAUGGCAAACCAGAAGGGAAAGAGGCUGAAGUGGUGCCUGAAAGUAAAUCAAAACCUAAAAAGAAUAAACGAGGGUCCUCUAAAGUGAAGAAGGAUACUGUUCCUCCUUGUGUUGAUGAGAGCAAUGGUCUUAAAGUGGAAAAAAUCAAGCAGAAUGAGGAAAAUCCCAACAAUGUUGAUGACAAACCUGUCGUUGAGGUUGUUGCUAAUGAGGAAGCUCCUGUAAAUGAAGUGAAAACAAAGAAGAAAAAGAGCAAGAAGGGGAAUGCUGUUAAAGAUGAUGAUGAUGUGUUUGUUGCUAAAGAUGAUGAGAAGGCUAAUAAUAUUGGUGUUGGGGAAGUUAUGGCUGAAGACAGUGUGAAACCAAAGAAAAAGAGAAAAGCACGUGGCAAUUCAAUUGAGAUGUUGGCUGCAGAAAAUAAACAGGAGGAUGAUCUACAGCCAAUAGACAAGAACUCUGGAAUUGAUUCUAAGCAGUUAGAUAACGGAAACCAGUCAGAGGAGAAGAAAGUUAAAAAGAAAAGGCGAAAAACAACUGAGGUUGAGGAAAACACAAAUAUGGAGGUUGAAAAAGAAAAUAACAAAAAGACACUGUCUAAUGGACUUGUUAUUGAAGAGCUUGUGACAAGCAACAAGCCUAAAGGAAAAGUAGCUGCUCCUGGGAAAAAGGUGAAGGUAGAAUAUGUGGUGAAGUUAAAGGAGAAUGGACAAGUUAUUGAUUCAAAUGGGGAAUCCUCUUAUAAAUUUCGACUGGGUGAUAAACAAGUUAUAGAGGGGCUCAAUGUUGGUGUAGAUGGUAUGAGAGUUGGUGAUAAAAGGAGACUUACCAUUCCACCAUCAAUGAGGUUGGGGUAUAUAGGAACGGGUGAGAAUGUGCCUCCAAAUUCAUGGCUGGUAUAUGAUGUCGAAUUGUGUAGUGUCCACUGAUACCUUACAUUACAUCACGCCAUUCUUGUUGAAUUUUCCAAUACACAGAGGGUUUUGUUCUUGUUAGGGUUAUCGGUCUCUUAUUGUAAGAAUAUAAAGUGUUGAGAAACAUUACAUUUUUGUAUUUGCACCGAUGGGCGAUAUUUUGUUACUGAAAUGCCCAAUUUUUGCCCAUAUUUUUAAAUUUUAAUUACAAGC